Molecule: messenger RNA, 1184 nt
Organism: Megalops cyprinoides (Indo-Pacific tarpon)
Lineage: Eukaryota; Metazoa; Chordata; Actinopteri; Elopiformes; Megalopidae
Gene: tbcb
Product: tubulin folding cofactor B
Exons: 6
Coding region: 401-1141 (246 amino acids)
Biological process (GO): cytoplasmic microtubule organization; post-chaperonin tubulin folding pathway; tubulin complex assembly
Cellular component (GO): nucleus; microtubule plus-end; cytoplasm
Molecular function (GO): microtubule plus-end binding; alpha-tubulin binding
Source: RefSeq, a predicted model, not a curated record
AGGUUCCAGAAACGGGCGGCUGAAGCAUUAGCUAAUGGGGCUGUGUCGCUGUCCAUUUGAACAAGACAAAACCACGGCUCAGGCUACUCCCUUCAAAGACUGCAAUUCUCGCACAUGGGCUAAAGGAGGACAUAGCAAUAAGCUAAUGCACGGAUAAUAGGAAGCCAUCUACGUAGUUUGCUCAGUAACUGGAAUAAUUAUGAAUAGGUUGAUUAUUUUAGAUAGCAUUUUUUAAACCGAACAGAAUAUUGACUUGAAAAUAUUUGCUGCUAGCUAGCUAACUUGCUAACUUAGCUACCAGUACUGGCGAGCCAAUCAGCCAGUUAAAUACUUCGUGUGGUCUUUCAGCACCCUGGUAGAACAGUUUUUUUGUCAGGUCGGAGUAAAUCGGCAUAGGAAAAUGGACGGAGGCAUUUCAGUGAUCACCAACCCCACGGUGUCGGUGCGUCUUACCAGCACCCUCAGUUCGUUCGAGGUGAAUCGUCGGUUCAACCGAGGCAUCACCAUCGCGGAGUUUAAGAGCAAGCUGGAGCUGGUGGUGGGGACUCCAGCCUCCUGCAUGGAUCUGCAGUUGUUCAGCACUUCAGACAAGUUCAUGCAGAAGCUGGAGGACAACGAGGCCCUGCUUGGCUCCUACCCUGUGGAUGACGACUGCCGGAUACAUGUGAUUGACCGGAGCGGGGCCCAAAGUGGGGAGUUCAGUGAUCUUUCCAAGGUGGAGAAAUACGAGAUAACGGACGAGGCCUACGAAAAGAGGACAGACUCGGUACGCUCUUUCAUGAAGAAAAAGAAGGUGGGCCGCUUCAAUGAGGAGGAGGCAGCGCAGCAGGCAUCAGAGCAAGCAGAGCGGGAGGCGAAAGAGGAGGCCGCCGCUGCUGCCAUCGCCGUGGGCAGCCGCUGCCAGGUGCAAGUCACCGGGCAACCUACCAAGAUUGGCACGGUGAUGUAUGUCGGCACGACAGAGUUUAAACCAGGUUACUGGGUGGGAGUGAAGUACGAUGAACCACUGGGCAAGAAUGAUGGCAGUGUGAACGGGAAGCGCUACUUUGAGUGCCAGCCCAAGUACGGCGCUUUUGUGAAGCCACUGUCGGUCACAGUUGGGGAUUUCCCAGAGGAAGACUAUGGUCUGGACGAGAUGUAGGACUGACGCAGCUGUGAGGCAAGAAGAGGAGGCAAAGACCCAA